CAUUGUGGUAGCAGCUGCGGAAGGAUGUGGACAAAGAUACAACAAGCUCGACGCUGAAAAAGUAGGAAUAACCUCACCGCUCAGACGGGUUUCUACCCGGAUAUUGUUUAUUGCAGAAAAAGGUAAGUUAAGAAUACUAUUUUUAAAACUACCUUGGAUAAAUAUAAUAUAAAAAAGUUCACGCAAACGGUCAGGCCAAGUUUGUCAUUGUCAUGUUAUUUUUCAAUCGUGCUGCUCAUUGAGUAACAGAUGGAAAAUGCUAGAUCAUAAACAUGAGACAAAAAUAAACCAGCUAAAAGAAAAAUAUCUCUACACUAACUUUAUUAAGGCUCGGGUGCCAGUGACUGGGGUCUGUUUCGACCUGUUAUUGUGUUGCUUGUUAGUAAAUUUAAAGAUAGGUAUCUUUACUGACAAGUAGUAAUGGGCCAGCCCAGUACACAUGGGACCACAAUCUCUAUGGUAAUGAGCAAGAGCUGUUCUAUUUUUCCUGAAGGUCUUCACACCGAGAACAUCAUGCAGACGGCUGUGUUGAGUCUCCAGAGCUUAUAUGAUAAGCUGAGGACUCAAGUUGACCAUCUCAAUGAGAACAUUGAACCAAGUGAGUAGUUAAUGGGUCUUGUUUUUAUCUUUCACCAUUUAUCAUUUGUGGCAAACGCUCAAGCUGCCUGCAACAUUUCAGUGAAAAAAAAAACACCUUCUCUUUCCCAGAUUUCAUCCAGAUGGCACAAAACUUUGAUGACUGCCGUCGCAGAUGGCUGAGAGCAGAGCAUGAUCUGGGGUCCUGCAAAGAGGCGCUCACCAAAACCGAGACGGAGAGGGGAGCCCUGGAGGUCAAACUGAAACAUGCUCGCAACCAAGUGGAUGUGGAGAUCAGGCGCAGGCAAAAGGCUGAGGCUGAUUGUGAGAAGCUGGUAUGAAGGAUCGAAUCUGGGCUCUGUUUGCUCACUUUGACAAAAUGAUUGUAUUUUUAAUGAAGUUUGCGAUGUUUUAAUGCAGGACCGUCAGAUUCAGUUGAUCCGAGACCUCCUGACCACUGAGGGAUCCAGUAACAGCAUUCAACUGAGUGCAGAGCAACGUUCAGCUCUGGCUUUCCUGAACACAAACUGCCAGAUGGGUGCCACAAACCUGAACACAAGCCGAAGGUAUUAAACUCUUUCACACAUCAGCAUUGCAGCAUAUGUUGUAGUUUCUGUCUGUGUUUGCUGUGUCGCCUGUAUGAGCCUUGUAGUGAAGUUCUCCCAGUUGUUUACCUUGUCUGUUAGUUUGUAUUUGCAUGUGUGAAAUCUCACACUUAAGAUUCUAAUGCCACACAAGAACUGCGCUAACUUUCAAAUGGAGGACUUACAUCCUCCAGCCAUUACCACUAUCUCUAUUUCACAUGAGUGCACUCAGAGACACUUCCAAACCACUCUGAUCAUUCAAAUGCAUUUCCAGUUUGAUUUUCAGAGGAUGAAAUGUCCAGUAGAAUAAUCUGCAAAACUGCUUUGGUUUGAGGCAAAUGUAAAUAAACCCUGGCAGCGGAAACACUCCUCUGACUGGCUUUAUAUUUAGAAAUAUUCUACUUCUUCUUACAGGCUGACUAGGAUUGAUGAGUCUGCUUCCAUCUUGUCAGACAUUAGCUAUGACAAAACAGAUGACUCUCUUGUAAGUACUUCUCUUUUCAAUGUCAUUCAAAUUAAGUGUUCAGAUGAAUAAUCCUCCUUUAAGAAAAUUGAAAUCUGACUUUGACGUCUUUGGCAGGAUUGGGACUCCUCCACCGUGAGGACUGUGCGACUCAAGAAAAGAGAAAAAAGGGUAUGUGGAUCAAUGUACGGGUCCUUUUCUUAAACAUCUGAACUGGGGUAAAUGGACUCUUAUUUCCUGGAUGUGUUGAUGUCAUGUUUGCUAUUUUGAUUUCAGCGCUCCUCAAGGAACCAUGUCGAUGGCCCUCCUAUGGCCUCUAAACGGUCCCGAUCAACAGGCAGGACUUCUGAGAGGGUAGGGUUUUGUCAUCUUUGUAUGCCUGUGAUUUGUAUUGGUUUUACAAAAAUAGCUUCAUUAGUUUUUAUGCCUUAAAACAGAUUAGAUUCUGUUCAACUGGAGCACCUUUUUCCUGAAAUAUUUAGCACAAGUAUCUUCGGAGGCUUUUAGAGUCUGUGAGCUUGGACUCAGUUUAAUUCUUUUAUUAUGUUACAAAAACUAUAAGUAGAAAUAUAAACCUUGAAAAUGGUGUUGCAAAGUCUACAAUAGAGUCAUGUCUGUUUUUGACACAUCGCAUCAGGUUCCUCCAGAUUCAAAGAUUUUUUGAUGACUUAUUCUUGUAACAGGGAAAUGAGGCCCUCGUGACAAGGACCACGGUGACUGUACCCCCAGAUGGAGGACCUGUUGAAGCCGUUUCCUGCAUUGAGACUGUUCCUUAUUGGACUCGCAGCAGGAGAAGAACUGGUAAGAAUUUCUUUGUCAUGCAUUAUGCAUUGUAUACCCAUGGGAAGAUCUGUCCCUGUUCUUUGUCUGCCGUUAGCAUAAUAGCAGCGAGGUGUAGAGAGCUCUGUUAGUUUUUAUCUAGUUGAACUAAUUAAGAAAUACUUAAUAGGCCUAUAAAACAAACAUACUUUCAGAGGAACUUGCAAAACCCUAAAACAAACAUUCACCCUGUCAGACGACUCACACUGUUAGCAACGCCGAGAAAUCUUCUCAUGGUGCAGAAAACUCAGUAUUUUUUCCUGUCACAUCGUCAUUAUGCGAGCCAGUGUUUGAAGUCUUCACGUGCCACAGCGGCGAGGUGACAGUAUAUUUUCCUAUUACUGCAGGAUGGUCAUGGUAUGUGACACACUGUUAUUAAUCAUUUAUCUGUAGCUGCCAUGGAGUGGGACUCUGAAUCUGUCCAGUCUGAGGAUGUGUUCAAGCAGCCUGUCAACCCUGACGGGGAGAUAAAACCUCAGCCCAGCACUCCGCAGAAAAACGGGGGGGUCCGUCAUCACGAGUUUGUCUCCAAAACGGUAAGAAUCCUCUUUGUGGGUUGUUAUCCUUCCCUGUUUUUCUGCUUUUGUGCCUUGAAAAUUGUAGUUUUUGUUUCUUUUCAUCAAGUGUGGGAGCAAAGUUAUGACAUCCUCUACAGUUAUGGGCUUCUCUGGCUUCUGUACAGGAACAGAUUUCCAACUGUAUUGAAAACUUUUUUUUAAUGCUGCUCCUCAUUUGUACGUUCAUUCUUGUGCUAAACAUUUACUCGAGUUUAUUGGCCAAAAUAACAAAGGGUAAUUUCAUGGUUAUGCCGAGCAUAAACGAGCUAUCAGCCCACGGCCUUACCAGCCUCCUAAACUACACUGAAUGUCUUUCUUAGGUCAUAAAGCCGGAGUCGUGUGUGCCCUGUGGAAAGAGGAUCAAGUUUGGGAAAGUUUCACUCAAGUGCAGAGACUGCAGGGUGGUCUCACACCCAGAGUGUCGGGAUCGCUGCCCCCUGCCGUGCAUCCCCAACCCAUGUGCCACUCCAGUCAAGAUUGGGGAGGUUAGCGAGGAUAUUCAUUAAACCUAAUAUCUCUUUUAUAGUUUGUUUCACCUCUAAAAUAUUACCACAGUGCUGAUAUUUGACCCCAUCUAUCUGUUUUACAGGGUGUGCUUGCAGACUACGUCCCUGAGACAUCCCCCAUGAUUCCUCCUCUCGUAGUCCACUGCAUCAGUGAGAUUGAGCAGAGGGGCCUGCAUGAGGUGAGUGGUCUAUCCUGUCCUUUUAAAUAUGCAGAAAUGGGAAAAGACAGUAGUUAUCUUUAAUGUCUUCCAUUAAACUGGGACAGAGGGGUGUAGCUACGAUUUUACAAUCUGUUUCUGGAGGAUUAAGUUGCUAUUUCGGCUGGCUUCAUUGGACUCGUGCGUGACUGCUCUGCUGUCUCUCUUCCUUCUGUUGUGUCAGAUCUUGAAUCCGUCUUUGAUCUCUCUCUCUCUCUGUGGCGUUUUUCUAAAGAUAGUUGUGAUAUGUGCUCUUUUAUUUUCCAUCAGAGGCAUUUUUUUUCAGCUUUCACUUGGGAUUUUUUAAAGAGUCUUCACUUGCCUGAAAACAUUGUGUUAUCUGUUAAAAUGUGUAGCUUGUAUAAUUAAGAGUCUUCCCAUUUGAGAGUGGAUUUAGCUUUAAAUUCAGGCUUUUAAACACACAUCGUCUGUCUGUUAGUGUACAGGUUUCCACAAAGAUAAUGGUUUGUUUGAUUCUCUUGCUCCAUCACUGAGAUUGGAGUCGAUCACAUACAGUCAUGGAUAGACAUUGAUUGUUUUUUUAUGCCUUUCUUUCACAUUUGGGGAUGCGAUUAGGUGUAGACUGCCUACAUUAGAUAGCUCCUCAUUUACACAAACUAUUCACCUGAUUGAGAACUAACACUCAAGCGGUACAAAUGUGUAUAUGAGAAAGAUGUUAGGAAGCUGUUUGUACCUACUAGUCAAAUAAAUGGUUAUACCCAGAGCCUUUGCAGUAAGUGGAAGCUGUCUGGCAGUCAAACAAAGAGCAACAUUUGGCCAAUCAUCUCUCUCACAGAGGGGUAUGAAAUUAUGGGAUGCAUUACCAUCUGAUCCAUCUGAUGUUUAGGCAUUAAAGAGGUGGUAUCAUGCUGGUUUUCAUAUUCUGAAAACAAAUACUGAAUUAAGAUGUUAGGACGUCCGUUUUAUUCAUGAUCAAAGUGUCAGGUUGGAGGUUAAUGUGUGUUGAAGUAAUCCCCCAGAUGAGACUACAGGGUCCUCUGAAUGGCACAUGAGAAUACAGCGAGAUCAAUAUGAGAUUUGCUUAAAUAAGACAUCAUUUUUAUCAUUUAGAUAAAAAUGAAUAACUUUUUGUGCAUGGCAACAAUGAAGGAGGCUUCCGGAGUGCUAAAGGGGGCCGUAAAGAGACAGCGGUUUAAAUAAAGCGUCUGAAAUAUGUUCAUGUAAAUCAUUUAAAGCUGCUAAGAGGCAAUCAGAGGGACACUAUAAAGACAGAAAUAAGCAUCAUACCCCAUUUUUAAAGGACCUUAAGGUUUUCAACACAUACAAAGAAAUGGCUCUCAGUCUGCAGACACUUAUUGUUCAGUUCAAAAUUAUAAAUCAGAUACACAUAUGCACACACCUGUGCUGACUCACAAACAUGGGCAUUAUCCAAGCUAUACUCCAUCUUCAUUUUACAGCAUGCAUUGAUUUCAUUGAAUGUCUAAACUCAGUACUGUUUUAUUUCUGUUUUUAUUUAUGGAAGCCUGACCAGUCACAGCGGUUGUAAAUUAGCCUCGGCUGGAACCUGUAUGCACGGCAUCUACUUUGUACAUACUACAAAGCACUGCUGCAUGCAUUUAUCCCGGUCAAAUAAACGAGUAAACACAAUAAAUCAAGUAAAUUUGACUUUAAAGGAGCUGUAAACGGUAUAAACAUCCCAGCGGAGGAAGGGAAAAAAAACCCUUCCUCUUCUCCUUCUGCUACUUAAAUCCGUUAAAGCGUUCCCGCUAAGUGAUGCACCAAACAUGCAUGCCAACUGUUAUCAAACGAACGGUCGACUUGAUGCAGCUGGUCAUGUCAGACUCACAGGACAGAAAUCAAUAAACCGAGGAGAAGAGUGAGAGAGCAAGUCAGGGUUGAUGUGCAAGACAACCUGAUGUUGUUUGAUUCAGAUGGACCCGUUUCUAAUCGAAUGCUCACAGACACGUUUAUUUAAUGGAAUAAAUGUGCAUAUUUUUUGUAGUAAUCAUCAAAUUUUUCAUGCUGAGUGUUGCUUAUUGUAGCUUUAAGUAGAUCACUUUUUAGAUGUAAGAAACCUUGAAAAGAAGAUGGUUUGAAUAAGAUUGUUGGGUUUGAAGCUGUAAACAACAGCCCUUUCUAAAAUAACUCAGAAAUCGAACAACUAAAGCCCAGUUAUUAAUACUUAAAAUUUCAUCAAAAUAUUUCAAGUCCAAGCUGCGAUUUUAGGAGAGUUUCUGCGAGAGCUGUUUUCUCUAAGUAAAGAUAAAAAACUGUCCUUUGUUUCCUCUCAGGCUGGUCUGUACUGUCUGUCUGGUGCCGACCGCACAGUGAAGGAGCUGAAAGAGAAGUUCCUCCGCAACAAGACCGUCCCUGUGCUCAGCAAGGUGGACGAUAUCCACGCCAUCACCGGCCUGCUGAAGGACUUCCUGAGGAACCUGAAGGAGCCUCUCCUCACUUUCCGCCUCAACCGUCCUUUCAUGGAGGCCGCAGGUUUGUGUUUGUGACUUGUGUGUGAAGUAAGCCGUGCUGCUGGUAGAUUUAUUAGAGAAAAAGAGACGCUGAAUGCUUAAACAACCUGAAUUUAUCUUAACUUGUUUAAGAGCUGCAGAAAAUGUCCCCGGCAGGGUCGUUAAAUGCAAGUUUCAUGAUUACUUCCUCGACUUUGUUUUUGCAGUUUGUUCUGAGCAGUGACUCAAAGAGUAGGCAUGAAGUGGAACUAAAAAGAGAGCUCAGUUAGUUGGCUUUUUCCAGAGUUUAUUUGUCACAGGAGUCAGAUAUAUUCUCUCUCAAGUUGUUCAUUAAACUCCCUCAACCUUUUACAUCCUGGUCUCUGCUGAUGAAACCGUUUUUUUCCCUCUCUCACAGAGGUCUCAGACGAUGACAACAGCAUCGCCCUGAUGUACCAAACCAUCGGUGACCUGCCUCUGGCCAACAGAGACACACUGGCCUUCCUAGUGCUGCACCUGCAGAGGUAAGCAGCUGCUCCCCUCUGGAGUUAACACUCUGUGAACUAUGCAUACUCCACUGCAGCCAAUUAUAGAAGCUUUCUCUAAUUUGACUCCUUGGAUAUCAUACCCAGCUACACCUUCAGCGCUGGGAUUUGCAGAAAUUCACCCCAGUCUUUUUCUUUUUCUGUAUCCUCCAAAUUUAAUUAGGUUAAAUAGCUCCAGGCAAAAAAACUCUUCAAACUCAGACUCACCUUUUUUGAAAUUUGACAAGCUAAAGUCUGUUUACUUAAUCCAAGAUACACUUAUUAUGCUUAAACGUAUUACUAAUGCAACUGCACUGUGUCUUGGCAAGACUCAGUACUCAUCACACCGAUGUAAACACACUUGGGAAAUCAAAACAGACAGAUUCACUCAGUAUUACUCAGUACUGACAUAUUAAGUAUUGACAUAUGUUCAUCACAGUGGGGAAAAUGCCAGUCAGUUAUUGUGUAAUAAAGUGAGUAUCAUUAAACAUGACACAGGAAAACUGAUCAUGUUUUAUAGAAUUUAGAUGCUCCUUUAAAAAAUCUGUUUUCAUAUGUUUUUUCAGGGUUGCUGAAAGUUUGGACACGAAGAUGAACGUCGGAAACUUGGCUCGAGUGUUUGGCCCAACGAUCGUCGGUCAUGCUGUCCCCAACCCGGACCCAAUGACAAUCCUACAGGACACCAAACGUCAACCUAAGGUCCACCCUGAAGCAGCUGUCUCAUCAUUUACUGCCUGACUUUGUCUGCAGUUUUCCCCUUGAAUGGAAAAACUCUGGUUAUCUCUAGUAACAGGUUUAGUUCAGUUCAGUGGUGCUGCAAAUUUUGGGUGCAGCAAACACUUUGGAAAAGCUACACAGUCACAAAUGCAAAAGGGGAGCAGAUUGUGUAUCUGGCCUCACAAAAGCCACACACAGCCACUUUGUUUGGAUGAAAAAGCCAGCCGGGGUUUUAUUUUUCGCCCCGAGCCUCUGCAGCCUGAUGUCACGCUGAGCGUACUAAAAAGACUCGGUCACAGUUUCUGAGAAGUCAUAAGAGCGGCUUACAUCUGCAGCUCUUUAUCAAACAUCUCCCUCCCUCUCAUAUAGUCGAGUUUGUUUCACUUCAGACCCAAACACAUUUACGCUCCAGAAAGUGACGCCGUCUUGAUUGCUUGUAGUCGUUGGUGUUCGCUGUCAGAGUUAACAUAUGUGCAAACAGUGAUACCCUUGUGCAGACACAUCUGGUGUGAAGAGCGUGCCAGCAGUGUGUUUUUUAUUAAUUACAGUAAGGAACGCAUACAUUUCUUAUGUGUGGGAAGACUGUUAGACUGACCCACCGUGAGAGUUUUAUUUACCUUGCACCAGAGCUUAGUCACAGAACCGUAGCCUUUCAGUAACUCUCCUCUGUCUCGCUUCCAGGUAUCUGCAUAAACAGCUCUCCACUUUUGAGGCGGGAUGAGGCAACCCUGCUGAAACAGGCCCUCAUCUUUUUUGCAUUUUUAUGAAUCACAAAUCUUUUUUUUUUUUUUCUGUUCAGGUGGUGGAGCGUCUGUUGACCCUGCCGGCGGAUUACUGGGGCCAGUUCGUGAUGGCUGAAAACGGGCAUCCCAACCUGGAUCACCUGAUCAUCGAGAAUGCGAACUGCUACGCCACCCCUGAGAGAAGUACGAGCUAACGGACGCUUAAUAAGCUCUGUGUGUUCCUGCGCGGUCUUUAUUCGCCUGUUGACAUCUUAUUGUUGUGUUUGCGCUGUUGUUACAGUGAGCAUGCUGGGACCUCUGACUACUCCUGAGCACCAGUUUAAUAAAACCCCCUCCUCCAGCUCCUUGUCUCAGCGCAUGAAGUCCAGCCUGACACCGAGGUAAACACACGAGCACACACAGACAUAACCCGGCUUUAACACAGUUUUUCCAGGCAAUGCUAUUAUGAUUUAUCACCCUAAAGCUUUGAUACUGCUGAUUCAAACAUUCAGAAGAUAUAAUGCAGGUUUUUUUUCCUGUUAAAGAUUUAGAGAAAAGCUGACUCGUUAGAACAUCCUUCUGAGGAGUUAAUCUUCUGUGCAAUAUCUCAUUAUCUCUCAUUGACUCUGUUUUAUUGACUCCUAAUUCCACUAAAUGUCAUUGUGUGCUCUCUUUUGUUGCAGAUUCGGCAAGAGCAAAUCACGCCAAGGAAAAUUUUUCGACUCCCCACUCUUGAAAUAACCCGAAUAACUCCUUAUUCAUACUCCGAUGGAAAGCAUUUAUGCAUGACUAAUAACCUGGUACUACUUUGAAUACUCCAUCUUAAUUUUCUCGCAUAUAAUCGUCUCGAUGCUUCACAUUUGUAGUUGUUUUCUGCUGAUUUUACAUGUUUGUGGAAGGAUUUUUAAACAAAUAGUUUGCUUAACUAUGCACAUUUGUGUGUCUGUAGAGCUGAUGCUUCAGCUAAAUCUUUAAAGGGAAAAUCUCAGUUUGCCUUUAAACGAUGAGAGCGAUCUCCAUAGAAGUCUUUUUUGGAAGAAUGUGUGCAUAGAUGAAAAUACGUACUGUAUAUGUACAGUUUUAUUGUGGUCUGAGUGCAAAUGUAAUCAUUUCUUUUGACAAUUUUUCAGCUCAUGUGUAACUCAGAAGUUGGAAGAUUGAAUCUUAAGCAUUUCAUGGAAGGUUUUGAUUAAAAGUGUGACUUUGUGCAGCAGAAUCUUUUUAGUUUCAAUGUUUGCUUUUCCCUUCUGUUGAAUCGUGGUGUAAAUAUUUAUAAUUGCACACGCCCCGGUCUUCCUGAAAAGACACUUGAAACAGCUUUAAAAAGAUCAUUAGGAAGACCAACACUUAAGGGAAGGAUUUUCUUUGUCUUCAUUUCCAAGACUGGGUUUAAUUUUUUCAUAAUUGGGAAAAAAAUCUCCAGAUUUUGAAGUCUUGACUGUCUGGGUUUUUCACCCCGUACUGCAAGAAUUCAUCAGGAGGAUAAUUAACCGCUUUAAAUGUCAGGCUGUUAUCUUUCAACAGGCAGAGGUAUCUGACUCCGUUUAUUGCUCUGUAAUGUUUGUACUUUAGUUAGGCGGCUGAUGAGUCAUGAUAAAUUGGCCGGCUCUUUUCCUCCUGCAUUAUUCAAAGCUCUUUAGCACAGCUUAUGUACACAAAUACACUCUUUAAAUUUCAUGUAAAUUAUAAAAAUACUUUUCUAACCUCCUC
Molecule: messenger RNA, 9783 nt
Organism: Xyrichtys novacula (pearly razorfish)
Lineage: Eukaryota; Metazoa; Chordata; Actinopteri; Labriformes; Labridae
Source: the annotation of a GenBank genome assembly